Molecule: messenger RNA, 5869 nt
Organism: Xiphophorus couchianus (Monterrey platyfish)
Lineage: Eukaryota; Metazoa; Chordata; Actinopteri; Cyprinodontiformes; Poeciliidae
Product: high affinity cationic amino acid transporter 1-like
Exons: 12
Coding region: 1420-3345 (641 amino acids)
Biological process (GO): L-ornithine transmembrane transport; L-arginine import across plasma membrane
Cellular component (GO): plasma membrane
Molecular function (GO): L-lysine transmembrane transporter activity; L-ornithine transmembrane transporter activity; L-arginine transmembrane transporter activity
Source: RefSeq, a predicted model, not a curated record
AUAAUAUUUUGGAUGAGUUUAAAAAUAUUGUUUGCCAAAAUCACACAAUGUAACUACACUUGUCUUUUAUAUGUUGCCGUGACUUAAUCUUUUGAGGCAAUUGGUUUGCAUAAAUUUAAGUAAAUAUGACCUAUUUCCCUGCGCCACAUACUUAGCUAGCUAUUUGCUAGCUAAGUACAGUAUGUAAAAUCAAUUGGGCAGCACUUAUGUGGAUAAAUUCCCUUGUUGAUGUUAAAGAUCGGAAGAAAAGUGACAAACUGAUUUGACAUAAGAAUGUGACAGUAGCCCAUAUACAGUAUGUAGAAUAUGAUAAACACACAACACUUCAAACUUUGUAGCAGGUGAGCUACCACAGCAGAAGACCACAUCUGCUGUGGAAUUCAUACUGUAAUUCAUACAGGUUCACCAGAACUGGACAUUAAACAAAGUCUUGAUUUUUGCUGCAACCUUCGGUCAAAAUGUGAUGUAAACAACAAGAAAGAAUGAAUUCAGUGAGUCUUGUAUCAACAGAUCAGGAUGGUGGUUUUGGUAUAAUUUCUUGGCACACCCUAACCAUAUCGAAGCACUGGUGCUCAAAUUGUCCAUCUCUUUAUUUUAACAGCAACUCUGUCUUCUGAGGACUGCUUCCAGGAACAUACUGAACUCUGUCACAAAGCUCAAAUAAUCUCAAACUAGUUUCCAGUUUCCUGCAGCACAAUUACAAGACCCUAUCCCAACAGAGAACUUUUGUAAAGUUGUGGAACAAAUCCUUAUCACGGAUCGCCACAGAAAUCUGCAGUGACUGUGUGAUGGUGUCAUGUCAAUACUGACCAAAAUCUCAGAGCAAUGUUUCUGACACCUUGAGGAAUGUACUCCAUGAGGAAAUUAGGGGGCGAUGAAGGCAAACUGAAGUCCAACUCAUUACUAGUCAGGUGUUCCUAAUAAAUUGGCCUAUGAGUGUAAUAGUGACUUUUGCAUUAAAUGCUGUAAAAGUUGUGUAGACAAACCUAAAUCCUGAUGUAGAUUUGUGUUAUCUAUGAAGAUCCAGGCUGGGAUAAGAGGAUCACCACCACUCAGCCACAGCAGGACACUGGGAGAAUGGAGCGUAGCAGCUUUGUUUCCCCCCACAGAGUCUUUUACAACUUCACAAGAAAUUCAUAAUCAUCCAGCGUUGAAAAGAACAGCAGGGACAGAUGUGAAGGCACGCAUACUGAUGGACUAUAGGGGUAAUUUUAAAAGUGAGACAUGGCCGGAGGACACGCUGUGCUCUGAUCUCCAUCCUAGGUACCUCAGAGAUCCUAAGGACGCCCUGGAGGAGCAUUAACUUGUGAACCGCGCCAUCUAGCGGCUGUGCGAAUCACCUGCAGCGCACAGCAUCGGGUGGAGCCACAGGCGCCACCGACAGCUGGGUAUUUUUGUGUCCCUUUGGCGCAAACAGAGAUGAUUCUGGCUAAAUUACAAAGCAUUGGGAAGCAGCUCCUGAGGGUGAAGGUUGUGGACUGCAGCACAGACGAAACCCGGCUGGCCCGAUGCCUCAGCAUCUUUGACCUGGUGGCCCUGGGCGUUGGGAGCACAUUGGGUGCCGGUGUUUAUGUGCUCGCUGGUGCCGUUGCUCGUGAAAACGCUGGACCUUGCAUCGUCGUCUCAUUUCUCAUCGCUGCGCUAGCUUCCGUGCUAGCUGGUCUGUGCUAUGCCGAGUUUGGAGCCCGUGUCCCAAGAACCGGGUCAGCUUACCUCUACAGCUAUGUGACGGUGGGAGAACUGGGGGGUUAUAUCUCGGGCUGGAACCUCAUUCUCUCCUAUGUCAUUGGAACUUCAAGUGUGGCAAGGGCUUGGAGUGCCACCUUUGAUGAGCUCACCGGAAAGCACAUUGAAAAAUUUUGCAAUCAAUACAUGAAAAUGAAUAUACCAUGGCUGGCAGAAUAUCCAGACAUGUUUGCUGUCUUCAUCAUACUCUCUCUGACAGCGUUGCUUGGUUUUGGAGUCAAAGAAUCGGCCAUGGUGAAUAAAAUAUUCACUUGCAUCAAUGUGCUUGUUCUGCUGUUUGUGAUCAUCUCUGGACUGGUUAAAGGAGACCUAAAAAACUGGAAACUGGACCCUGCAAAGAUCCUCAAUGCCACUGGAAACGCCACCCAUAAUACCACAUUUCCCCACCCUAAAAAUGGAAGUCUUGGUGCAGGCGGCUUCAUGCCGUUCGGGUGGACAGGAGUCCUGUCUGGUGCUGCUACCUGUUUUUAUGCCUUUGUGGGGUUUGACUGCAUUGCCACUACAGGAGAGGAAGUGAAGAACCCCCAGAGGGCCAUUCCCAUUGGCAUCGUGGCCUCUCUCCUCAUCUGUUUUGUGGCUUACUUCGGAGUUUCGGCGGCUCUCACUGUUAUGAUGCCGUACUACCUGCUGGACAAGAACAGCCCUCUUCCAGUGGCCUUUCAGUAUGUAGGCUGGGAGGGAGCCACUUAUGCAGUAGCCAUUGGCUCUUUAUGUGCUCUGUCGACCAGCUUGCUGGGCUCCAUGUUCCCAAUGCCAAGAGUGAUCUGGGCCAUGGCGGAGGAUGGCCUGCUCUUCAAAUGUUUGGCUAAAAUCAGCACGCGAACCAAAACCCCGCUAUCAGCUACAGUAACCUCCGGCAUAGUCGCAGCUAUGAUGGCUUUCCUGUUUGAGCUAAAGGACCUGGUGGACCUCAUGUCUAUUGGCACUUUGAUGGCCUAUACUCUGGUUGCUGCCUGUGUGUUGAUACUCAGGUACCAGCCUGAGCAGCUGAGUACGGCCUAUGAGAUGGCCAACACCCAGGAUGAGCCGGAGUCUUACAGCGAAGGGAACUCUGAUGUCUUUCCUCAACCAGAAGAUACGGUCAGCAUCAAGAAUCUCCUGUCCCCGUCCAACCCUGAACCCUCUCCUUUGUCUGGUCGUACAGUCAACAUCUGCACCAGCAUACUUGUUGUUCUGAUGUGUGUCUUCAGUGCUGUUGCUGCUCAACAAAUUCUGGCCCCCUGGGCAGUGAUUCUGAUGAGUGUUACCAUGGCGGCUAUUGUACUUCUCACCUUUGUUAUAUUCAGGCAGCCUCAGAGCAAAGCCAAGCUGGCCUUUAAGGUUCCCUUGUUGCCCUUCAUUCCCAUCAUCAGCAUGUUUGUCAAUAUCUACCUGAUGAUGCAGCUCAAUAAAGGAACCUGGCUGCUCUUUACCAUUUGGAUGUUGAUAGGUAUCUUUAUCUACUUUCUCUAUGGCUUUUGGAACAGUGCAGAGGCGACCAGGUCUGAUGCCUGCUCAAUAAAAGGAGAGCCAAUGACCAGAGAGAAGGAGUCCUUGAACACACCAAACUGCACUCGGGACGGAGAGGCUGAUGAGGAAAUGAGUGCUUACACACGUUGAUAUUUUCUGAAACAGCUGCACAGAAAACGCUACAGAUCCAUGCAUGCAUGCAUCCUUGAAUGUCUGUCUUUAAAGUUCGCCAUCUCUGAACUGACAACUUGCCAAAACAACAAACACAUUUUCAGUGGUAUAUUUGUUGUGCAGAAUUAGCUGUGGCUCACAGACUCAGAGCCUAAUGUUUUAAUAUCUGUUGCUUACUGUGAAUUACAGAGAUUAUCGACAGAGCUGACAAUCACCCACUCUGCCAUUCUGCCACAACACCUAACACAUAUAUUAAGUGUUAGGUGCAUUGAAAAAAAUAUAUUCAUGUUACUGAAAAAAUAGUUGCUUCAUACAUUAAUUUUACAUCUCAAAGAAAUGCAUUAUGCUGCUUUCGAUGAGCUGCUCAAAUUAGAGCAAUACGCAUUGCUCUAAUCGCAAAUUAGAGCAAUGUGUCAACGUAUUGCAAAUUAGCCGAUCAAUGACACAAGUUUGUUGGGUGUAAAGAUGAGUGUUGUUUUUUUGAGGGGAAAUUUCACGUUUUAUCUGAAACCUGCAAAGCUGCUAAUAUGGAGUUUUUAUCAGAUACUUGAGAGGGAUUAUUUUAAGUGUCUUUUUCCCAAAGAGAUGUCACAACUUUAAAGGUGAGAUUCUUUAAACAUUUGAUACUUGUUAGGAGAUGACAAUGCAGUUUAUUGUCUGUAUAUAAAGUAUGCUCUGGAGUAUGAAAAUCCGGUUUUUAGGAAAAUAGAACAUUUUAUUUUUGGACCAUUUUUACAUUUUUGUGCAUAUGCAUUUAAACAGGAAGAACAGUUUUAUUGUGGUCAAGUUUUGUUGGAGUGGUCAAAACUCGUUUAAUUUGCUCUUCUCAAACUUACUGUAUCAACUGCAACAGGUGUCUCUUUAAAAAAUUUCGUCCCAAGUACAGGGCCGAACCAUUCGAGCCAUUUGCCCAGCAAUCAAUGCUGAACUUAUGCUUCAAAAUUUAGUAGCUUUAAAGUUUCUGAUUAUGUUUCAUCAGUAAUACGUGGUUAGCAUUACCACUGUGACUGUGUUGCAUUUAACUCACUCACCAGUGAUAUUCCAGACAUUGUAUUAUCAUUUCUUCACAAGAGCAGCCAAUAUUUUGACCUUUCAGGUAUUCUGCAGGUCAGUCUUACAUGUCUAGAGAUAUGUCUUACAGCCACAAUCUUUGGUAAACUUACAUAUUUCUCCUGUUAACUGUGCUUUCAUGUGGAACAUGCUAGGCUAAUGCCGAUUCAGUUAUGAUGUGACUUGUUGAUAAUUUGGGCAAAUAUCUGAUUGAUUUUAGAAGAAACUUGCAUUCAAAGGUUUAUUCUCCUGUUUUAUAAACUUAGUACUCUGCUUUGAUCAUCAUAAAAUUUAAUGAUCUAUGUUUCAACUGCAUUCUUGUCUCCCCCAUCAACAGUUGUUGUUCAGCAUAUAGAACUAGUGAUAUGAUAGACACACUCAAAGCUACAACAGCCAAAAGAGUCUCUUGUCUCUUUUGUGGUGAUCUUCAUUGCAAAUUAUUUUUAACACUUUUAUUCUUUGUGAAUAUUCAGAUUGUUAGAUCAACAAAAUAAUCUGGAACAAUUUUGCAAUUUCAUCUCCUCUACUUUUAAAAAACUCAGUUUCCUGGGAGGUUGGCUAACAUAAAAUCACCGUCUUUACACAAUUAAUGGAUAUAAAGAGUGAAGCUUACCAAUAGAUGCCUACACCGAUCAUGUAAAUGUCUUGCUCUGGACCCUCUUCAAAUGCUUGGGAUUGUACUAGGGCAUGCCUAAUUUGGACAUAACCGAAGCAGGACUGUGCUAUGUAUGAUACAAUUUACUGAUGAUGACAGUGAAAGCUACUGUGACUGUGUGAAGACCCACCAGGCAGCUCAAACGUGAAUGUUACAUGUCAAAAUGGCAACUAGGUGAAAUGUGUGCAUUAGAAAAUUUCCAUUUUAAAUUUCUACCAUGGAUUUACCUAUAAACUUGAAUAUGAAUAGCAUCAAUAUUGGGUUCUACUUAUCUUCCGUUAACUUGUCUGCUGGACUUGAAUUCAAUUCUGGUAAAUUAAAUGGUUCCAUGUCAGGACACUGCUCUAUUUAUUAACAGAUCUUUGUGUUGAUCUUUGUCACAGUGUCAGUGUGCUGGCUUUCAUGUAAGAUAACCAACAAUGUACAUAAAAUGUAACUACGCUCAGAUUUUGUUGAUUGUGUGAUUGUGCGUCAUAGAGUUGUUUUAAUCCAUGUUGUAAAUACCAAUAACAAUAUAAAGGAAUAUGCCAAAUUUACUCAAGUUUGGUUGGCUUGUAAAGGUUUUUUUCACCUUCGAACUGAAGCAUUUACCAUGCAGACUAUGGUACAGUGUUCAAAUGCUAUGUGACAAAUGGACAGUUUGCUGGUUGCUCGUUUAUACACAUUAACCUACAUUUUUUGUAGUAUUUUGGUAAAUAUCUACAGUAUAUUCUGGUAGUAUUUGUUUUCUGUGUCCAUCAUCUGUUUAUGGAUUUAUUUGGUUCUGUAAAUAAAUGAUGGUGAAUGUUAAAACCUAAA